UUUGGGAGUAUUGAUUAACAAGCCUGGUUCUUAUCAAGGAAAUUUAAGGUUAAGGAAUGAUACCACAGAUGGUUUUAUUAGUGAAGUUUUUCAAAAAGAAGUAUUUUUUUAUGAAGAUAUCCAAAAAGAUUUAACUAAUCCUCAAUUAAAGUUAACGGCUCCUGUUAAUCAUGCUGUUUAUCCAAUUUCGGAUGCUUCGAUUUCUGUUGGAGAUGAAAAAUUAGAAAUGAUGGGGAAGUCCAAGAAAGUUUUAAAAGUGCUUGUAGUUGCUCCUUUACUCACUAUCACAAUAAUGCCCCUAAUACUACUAAAACGGGCUGAUGUUGGGGUUGCACUUAUGAUGAUUUGGCUAAGAUUUACUCCCCAAAAAGAUUGUCAGUUUGUUUAUUGUUUAGAAGUAGGGGCUACUCCGACCAGUCGGCAAUUACAAGGAGGAACCACUUAUAAUUUUACUUUUACCAGCACGGAUAUUUUAAUUUCUUGGACGGUCUAUAAAAGGGAUACAGAAAAGGUGGAUAUUCCUGGUAUUGACCCUGAUAACGAUUUUCAAGACCUUCCCCAGCACAAAUAUAAAAAGCAAAGAGGAUUUUCUAACAGGUUAGCCAAACAUUUGCUUCCUAAACAAAACAUUAGGAUUAGAUUUGUUAAAGAAUUAGGAGAAGGAAAAAGUAAGUCUAAUCCUAAUCCUGAGAAAAAGUUUCCCAAAACUAUUACUCAUGAGUUAGCCCAUGCUUCGGAUAAAGUUCGUUCUCAUCCUGAUUUUAAUCCUUACUCUACGGAGUUUCAAUGA
Molecule: messenger RNA, 790 nt
Organism: Racocetra persica
Lineage: Eukaryota; Fungi; Glomeromycota; Glomeromycetes; Diversisporales; Gigasporaceae
Source: the annotation of a GenBank genome assembly